CGUUCUUGUCCUUAGCUCACAGCUUCAGGUACUCCCGGCUUGUCCCUGGCUCCUGGAAGGCCUUUUUGCUGGGUGAGGCCGGGCCUGGGUUUUCUGGUUUGACUCCUUCCCUAGUCCCACAAGCUUCUGACUGGGUGUGGCCCCGGGCUAGGGGAAAGAUCUUCGUGCGUUUCUGUUUGGAUCAUUGGUCGUUAUUGAGCCCGGCGCUCCUUUUGGUUCUGCUGAGAGAGCUGUAAGAGAGGUGGACGGUUCUGCUUGUGUUUACCCCGCAAGUUGCAGGGGGAGAAUAAAAAAGAAUAAAAAAAAAUUGAAAAAGGAGAUGAGAAAGGAGAGUGUUGCAGACUCUGCAGUGUGGAAAUGCAGGAAAAUGCCCAGAGCAGGGAGGUGGGAGAGUGAGGAGGGCGGCACAGAAGGAGGUGAGCCAGGAGGAGGGCGGGCAGGCUACAGGGGGCUUUGGAUGCCAGCAGAGCACCCCACUCCCUGGCUUCAGGCAGGAGAUGAGGGGGGUGAGACUCCAGAGACGCCCCCGUGGUGCCCACAGCAAGAUCUGGCAGCUUGUGGAUCUGGAGUGUGAGGUGAGGAUGGUGCCCCAGGUUAUGAGUGUGGGGUUCUGGGAAGGUAAGCGGGCCCUGGACAGUGAGGGGGAGCUGGAAGGGCAGAGUCUGAGGGACAGAGAAGGAGCUCAGUUAUGUUUGGAAUACCAGCUUAAGGUGCCCAAGAGGCGAUGGAGCCGGGGCUGGAGGUGGGAGAGAUGGGGACCCAAGGAGCAGGUGGUGCUCAAUAAAUGCUUGCUGAUCGUCCAGCUAGGAGCCACUGGGAUCCCAGAGGGAGCUGAGGGCUCCUAGAAGGAGGGGGGGCCCCGACAAGCUGCAGUCCUGAGGCACGAGCCAGGAGCUGCCUUCAAAGAGCAGGCUCCCCCCGGCUGGCACAUGUGUGUGCUCACCCCGGGGCAGCACACUUCAGACCGAGGUGAGAAUUAUCACAGGAGAGCUUGGAGAGAAGGAGGGGGGCGGUGUCCCAGCUAUAAAGAGCCGCUCCCGUCCUCCUCCGGCCGAGGCUCUUCCAGGAAGAGAGAGGGCCAGGGGGCUGCUGUCCGACAAGUGCCGCCAUGCCGGCCGCUAUCCCGCUGCCCCUGGUGCGGCUUCUCUGCCUCCUGGCCGCCCCCUGGCCCGCCCAGCCCGAGAAACUCUUCCACAGCCGGGACCACUCGGACCUGGAGGAGUCCGUCCUGCACCAGGCCGAGCCUGUCACUGACCUCCACUCUGCUCAGUUGUUCUUAUCCAAAUACGGCUGGACGGUCUGGCCCGCUGGGGGCACGGCCCCCGCCUUGGAUGUUCUGGGGCCCGCACCCGACGACAAACCUCCGGCAGAUCCCCCCAGCGUACAGGAGGCGAUUUCCACGGCCAGGCCAGGAGGGAAGCUCCUGGGGCGGCCUGGCGGAGACCCAGGCCUGGCCAAGGCCAUCGCCAUGUUCCAGUCCUUCAGUCAGUUACCGGUGACCGGACAGCUGGACAAAGCCACCCUGGCCGCCAUGAACCAGCCGCGCUGCGGCGUGCCGGAUCGCCAGCUCCCGCGGGAGCCAGACCCGCGGCCCGGGACUCCCGGCGCGGAGCAGGGGGGCCGGGCGGCUCUGGGCGCCGGGCCCGAGGGGCGGACGAGGCGGUCCCUGCCGGCACUCCGGCCGCUCCGGGGGCCCCCAGGCCUGCGCGCCUUCUCCAGGAGGCUGCUGCGGUGGAGGCUGGUCGGGGAGGGCUACAGCAGCCAGCUCUCCGUCGAGGAGCAGAGGUUCAUCUUCAAGCUGGCCUUCCGGAUGUGGAGCGAGGUCAGCCCGCUCAAGUUCAAAGAGGACCGCCUCUCUCCUGCAGCCCGCGUGGACAUCAAGCUGGGCUUCGGAAGGGGACGACACCUGGGCUGCAGCCGCCCAUUUGACGGGAGCGGCCAGGAGUUCGCGCACACCUGGAUCUUUGGGGACAUUCACUUUGACGACGACGAGCACUUCACGUCUCCCAGCAGCGACACUGGGAUCAGCCUCCUCAAAGUGGCGCUUCACGAAAUCGGCCACGUCCUGGGCCUGCCUCACCUGGACAGGAGCGGCUCCAUCAUGCGGCCCAAUUACUCCCCACAGGAGGCCGCGCUGGAGCUGGGCUGGGCGGACAGGAAGGCCAUACAGAGCCUGUACGGGUCAUGUGAAGGACCUUUUGACACGGCCUUUGACUGGAUCCGCAAAGAGAAAACCCGCCACGGGGAGCUGGUCGUGAGCUUUAGCACCUAUUUUUUCCGCCGCGGCUGGUACUGGCUUUACGAGAACCGCCACAACAGGACGCGCUACGGGGACCCGAUCUUCACCGCCGCUGGCUGGCGUGGAAUCCCCUCCCAGGGCAUCGACGCUUACGUCCACGUAUGGACGUGGAGAAGAGACGAGCGUUACUUUUUCAAAGGGCAUCACUUCUGGAGGUAUGACAGUGACAGCGACCGCGCCUACGCCAAGGACGCCCACGGGCAGAGCUAUCCCCGGCCCAUCUCAGAAGGCUUUCCCGGCAUCCCCAGCCCCCUGGACACGGCCUUCUAUGACCGAAGGACCCAGCUCAUUUACUUCUUCCGGGAGUCUUUGGUUUAUGCGUUUGACGUGGCCACAGGCCGAGUGGCCAACUCCUACCCAAAGAGGUUGGUGGCCGCCUUCCCUCCCGCGGCCCCCCCAGACCACCCCUUGCGAGACCUGGACGCGGCCUACUUCUCCUACGCCCACGGCGCCCUUUUCUUUUUCAAAGGGGACGCCUACUGGAAAGUGGUGAAUGACCAAGACCGGCGGCAGAACCCCUCCCUGGUGCUCAACGCGCUGCUCCCCAAAAAGUCCAUCUCCCAGACGUGGUUCGACAUUUGCGACGUCCAUCCUUCCUCCCUGAAAAUGACGGCGCAGAAAGCCGACAGAGCCACCUAGGAGAUGCUCAGGUGAGGAGCUCGCUCUGGACGGCCGCAGCAAGCGCUCCGAGGGUGCCCCAAGUCGCGGUCGCCCUUCUGCCCAGGGUUCCUGCGCACCAGGUUGGACUGCCCGAGGGACAACUUGCCAAGGGGUAGGGGGUGGGAACGGAGCUCUCUGAGGCCAAAAUCACGGCCUUGGUGCGUCCUGGGGAUUCUCGGCCCAGAAACUGGGGUGAGGGAGCUUUCAUUGAAGCUGCAGGGGAAGCCCGCGACAUCUAGAAACCUGUAGCCGAUCACCCACCUUCCUAUUAGAGAAGGCAGUCAAGGUGCCCAGAGGGGGCACAGUGGCAGAGCCUUGGACCUGGAGCCUUGUGGGGCCAGAUGUAGAGCCCUUGCAGAACUCCCCUUUCCCAGCUCGCUUUAAUGCACUCUCCCUGUUUUUAGGAUGGGAUGAUGGCAACUUGGAGUAGAAUGGACUGAGCAGGGAUCUCAAAGUGCACUUUGGAGGCUGGUCGGGGACUUUCCUUUCAUUAACAACAACUAUAAUUGGAACAAAGACCAUUUUCUAUUUUCUUUUUUAAAAAGAGAGAGCGCUACAGUGUUUGAUGUAGAAUGAUUUUAAUGCAAGAUUACCAUUAGGAAAACAGAAUAUUUAAAGAAAAGCCCAUAAUGCCGAAUUUUUAUGAGCAUUUACCCUUGGAGAGGA
This is a messenger RNA of Sarcophilus harrisii (Tasmanian devil), 3625 nucleotides long. RefSeq names its product matrix metallopeptidase 21 (gene MMP21). Bases 1109 to 2938 code for a protein of 609 amino acids. Gene Ontology annotation, cellular component: extracellular matrix. Gene Ontology annotation, biological process: collagen catabolic process; proteolysis; extracellular matrix organization. The transcript has 7 exons. The record is from RefSeq and is a predicted model, not a curated record. Gene Ontology annotation, molecular function: metalloendopeptidase activity; zinc ion binding. NCBI's taxonomy places the organism in Eukaryota, Metazoa, Chordata, Mammalia, Dasyuromorphia, Dasyuridae.